GUCCGCGCUGGUUGUUGUCAGCGGUGGUUAUGGAGAUGAGAUGGGACUACGAGCUGUCAACAUUACGGUGAUGUUUGUGUGUCCAUUUGAGGGAUGCCCAGAAAGAUAGGAUUCAUUGUGGUCAACUCUUCAAGUCAUGAGGACAACUUCAGUGCCAAGGAGCUCAUGGUCCAUGCACCCACAGUCAAUGGCUGGAGAUCCAGCAGGCUCUGCUCCUACCCUCAGCACAUCACCCUCCAGCUGGUGGAGAGAAGUAGAGUGAGGAAACUGCAGCUGCUGGCCCACCAGUACUUGAUCCCAGCGAAGGUGGAGUUCCACAUUGGAGACACCCUCCCUGAAACCAGCACAUCAGGUUUCCCUGGGCAGCUUCGCAGACUCGGGUACGUGUCUUUGUCGGACAAUGAGAAGACAGGCUUCAAAGCUCGGGAGCUGAAAUCAGUCCAUGUAGAUGCCAUCGGAACAUACCUGAGAAUAACCUUCCAUAGGAGCCAUGUCAACCAUUAUAAUCACCACAAUCAGGUUGCUUUGGUUGCCAUUAAUGUUCUGGGAGAUUCUUUGGAUGGCAAUGCAUUUAACACUAUUCCAAGCAGAGAGCAGCUGAUCGAACACUACCUCAACAGUACCCAGCUGGAAGUCGCCUUGGACUCGACCUUCAUGGGUAAAUGUGAGUCUAUCUCUCCCUUGGACGACCUGGCCUUCGACAUGUACCAGGACCCCGAAGUUGCCCACAUUAUCCGACUCCUGGACCAAAAGAAGCAGGACAUGGUCCGGCAGGAGAAAUACGAGCAGGCUAAGAAUCUGAAGCAGGCCAUUGCAGACCUGCAAAAGGUGGGGGAGCGUUUGGCUCGAUAUGAUGUGGAGAAGCGAUGUGCCAUCGAAAAGGAAGACUAUGACCUGGCCAAAAAGAAGAAGGAGCUGAUGGAGGAGUACAGGAGGAGCGUCUACCAGCAGCUGGAAGUCCACAACCUGCUGGACAUGGCAAUGGUAACACAGGCUGCAGAUUCAUCCCCAGCCCGGGAUCCUCCCUCCCUUCUACCUUCUCCAGGUCACCGUUCAGUCCCCACCAAGCCCCUUGUGUCCACAGACACAUUCAGGAAGGGGAAAAAAACAAACGCUCCUCAGAACAAACAGUCAGACACAGAAAAUGUUCUGCCCAAACUAAGCAGCCAACCUGACACACCGUGCACCCCUGCUGCUCUACCUAAGAUAGACGGUACCAGUGUGCCUUAUGAUGAGAGGCCGCUACCAGCCCUUCAGGGGAAAGAACGGCUUGUGGAGGCCACUCUGAGCCCUGCAGAGCAGCUCUCCCACCAACCUGACGCCCAAGGGACUCCACACAGCCCUGAGAUGAGCGGAGAGCCAGAGCCCCUGACAGAGAAGGCCCAGAGAGAGGCUGGCCUUCCAAUAGAAGUCUUUGGAGAAAGCCUGGUGGCUGGGGCGUAUUCUAAAACCUGGUCCUACAGGGAGGAUGCUCUCCUGGCUGUGUACAAGAAGCUUUCAGAGUUAUCACCCACCACCCCAAAGGAGGAGCUAAGAAACAUGAUAAGAGCUGCAGUCUUUCUGGUCAAGAAGGCCCUUCUGGAUAAAGUGUCAUCUGUUUUCCAUGCCUCCUUGAAGUUGCUGCAGCUACUGCUGAGCCAGCUGAUCCCAGGUCUCGGGCUGGGCCGGGCAGAGCUGACUCACUGCAUAGAUCAGACUUGGCUCAACCUGCUGGCCAGGACUGGAGACUCAGCCAGCCGCCUCCGGGGCAUGGCCAUUGCCUGCAUACAGGAAAUUGCUGCUUUGAAAGAUGUACGCGCCCUGCAGGUAAUCCCUGGCGAGUUGGUGAAGCCCUUCAAAUCCAACUUCCCCUCUCGUCUGGCUCAGAGUCGGGCCGAGCUGCUCGAGAAGCUCCUCGCUGAACUGGGAACAGAGAACUCUGGCUUCACCCUGGACAAUGUCAUGAUGUUCUGUACAGCAGCUUUGGAGCACAAUACACCAGAGGUGCGAGAGCUGGCAGUGCGCGUCAUAUUGUCCAUGUACCAGCAGCACAGAGCUGCUGUUCUCCGCUACCUUCCACCCAACGACACUGCUGCGCGGAAGAACUUUCUCUACAAAACCCUCUUUGAUGGCUUUGCCAAGAUUGAUGGAAAGCUGGUGGACACUCAGACUCUAAAGAAGGGAGGUGGUCAGCCGGAUGGGCAAAAAGAGAAGGAGGAGAUCCACUCUCUUCAGGAGCAGCUGGCUGCCUUAAAAGAGAUCACAGAGAGAGGAAAUGAAAGCACCAAAGGACACAUUCCCAAGAAAGAAGCUCCCAAAGUUGAGUCCCAAAAAGCUGGCAAAACAACUGUCACAAAAGUGCCGCAGAACAAGAUAACGGACAGUAUAGACAUCCAAAAAUCUAUCAACUAUCUGGACAACUUGUGUAUAUUCUGCGGUAAAAAGGACGAGUCAUUCACAGAGGAUGGAUUGGACCUUCACUACUGGAAACACUGUCCUAUGCUGAAACGCUGCGAUGAAUGUAGACAGGUAGUCGAGAUAGCCAGCCUCACGGAGCACCUACUGGGUGAAUGUGAAAGCAAGUCCAAGUUCAGCCAGUGCCCACACUGCUCAGAGGCCGUGCCCACUGAAGAUCUGACUCGCCAUCUCCACGGUCCCGCCUGCAACUCCUCUAUCUCGGGUAAAGGCUCCAACCACUGUCCUUUGUGUCACAACAACUUCAUGCCUGGAGAGAAGGCCUGGAAGGCUCACCUCAUGGGCAGGGAGGGCUGUAAACAAAACUCACGCAGGACUGCGGUGUCCCAGAGAACCCAGCCAGCACAAGGCAGGGCUGUUGGUGGAGCCAAGCUGAUGCAGGCCUGGUCGGUCGGGGCCAGAGCCAGAGCCAUGGGCCAAGGCAGCCGGAUCCCAGCCCUGGCACCCCUGGCCAGAGGACAUACACCAGGGAAGCACUGAAAGUGGUUCGAAGCACCCAAGGGGAGGAGCCCAACAGCAACAGUCAGCACUGUAGUAACCCCAGCCCACUCUCAUGUUUCCUUAACCCACGCUCCUGCAUAUCAGAACUUUUAGAAAAGACAUCUGAUAGGGUUUAACACAUUGUUAAGAUUACCAAAAAGGGAAUAACUCCGUCUUAUCAGCCUAUGUACAAACAUUACAGCAUGGUGUUGUAGAUCCACUUAUUGAGACACUGUAUAUCCAUGUGAACACUGUGUGCUGUUUGAUGAUAUGUCCUCACAGGAUGGCUCAGUUUUUUUAUUUUUCACAUCGCUCACUGCCAUUUGAAGUCACCGUGGUGGGGAAUUGUACAGCUGUACUUCCAUUAUGUUUUGAUGACUCACAAAAGACAUAAUAAAAUAAAAAAUAAUAAAAAACAAUAAAAAAUAAUGCCUAAUGGCAUCUUCUCGUUAGACCCUCAGUUUGCAAUGCAGGUUUCUCUUAUGAAUGUGUUGUCACCAAACCCAAGCUGAGAUGACCCUGAUGACAUCACUAUGACAUCAUUAGGGUUAUUGUAUCAACUUGACAAAGGUAGUAAACUAACCGUUCUACACAAGCUAUGCAAUGCUGCUAUAAUUGUGAACAUUUUAUUAAAAUGCAAAUUGCAAAAAAAAUAAACAAUACAAAUAUUUUUAGCAUUGUAUUUCAUAUUUAGACCAGAAACUCUUCAGUAAAACCCAGGAUAUAAAUAGAACUACAAUUGAAGUGACCACUUCCCAUGCAUAACUAGAGUAGUAGCAUUAAAUAUGUAGUCAAUUACUAAAUCUUACCAAGUGGACAGUGACGGCACCUGAUACUCCGAAACACUCCUCUCCUCGUAGAUGCAGUAAGGCGAGGAGAGGAGGAAUGAGGUUACCAGAAUAAGACUUUUCUUCCUUGGCAACACUCCAGCAUCCUAAAGCCAAGGUAUAGUGUAGCUUCACUGUUAGCUUCACGCUUUGCCAUCUGUUUACAUUUAACUUUUCAUUUCUUGUCGUAUAUAUAAAUGAUAUUGAAGGAAUGAAGUAGCACUUUGCCAAAUAGAUGAUGCUGAAUUUUCAGUACAGUAUGGACCUAAUGUAUCUUCCUGCUUAAUGCCUAUUGACAAUCUUGAGUAGAUAGCACAGUUUUAUAUGCUCUAUUAGUCCAGUGAGAAAGUCAAUGUAGACGUAAGUAUUCAAAUGAAACAAUGGAGAUGAAUGUACUGUAUACAGCACCUAUUUUUCUUUAACUUGAUUUCUGCUGAAUAUGACCAACCAACCGUUUUAAGCCCUUCAGUGGCUUUAAACUGAUUCAAUCACAAACUAGAGUUUGACAAUAAUUUGCUAGAUUUAUAAUAAAUGCUAUCUUUUUACUACUUGUAUUGCACAGUGUUAUGAUGAUGUUGAUUGUAAAUAUGUGUGAUUCAUCCACAGCCGAGAAGAACUAAAGUAUCUGAGGUCUUUUUGAAUAUUCUUUUUCAAAUUGUAAUAUUAGUAGGGUAAAUGUUUCACUGAUUUGUGUUUUUAGUUUGAACUUCCCAAUCCAUCACGUUGGAUUUAAUGUGCUUCUGUAUUGAGGACUAUUGCAACAGUGGAUGUUAUUCAUGUUUUUACGUGCAUAGUAGUCAGUAUUUUCUUAAUAAUAAGUAUGGCAUCAAAUGGCUAUUUUUUUCUGCAAAAGUAUCUGUAUUUGUUUAAAUAAAGCCACAUUAA
Molecule: messenger RNA, 4646 nt
Organism: Perca flavescens (yellow perch)
Lineage: Eukaryota; Metazoa; Chordata; Actinopteri; Perciformes; Percidae
Gene: cep104
Product: centrosomal protein 104
Exons: 22
Coding region: 94-2934 (946 amino acids)
Cellular component (GO): cilium
Source: RefSeq, a predicted model, not a curated record